This is a messenger RNA of Aspergillus sclerotioniger CBS 115572, 2045 nucleotides long. Its product is annotated as MFS transporter. Bases 157 to 1881 code for a protein of 574 amino acids. Gene Ontology annotation, biological process: transmembrane transport. NCBI's taxonomy places the organism in Eukaryota, Fungi, Ascomycota, Eurotiomycetes, Eurotiales, Aspergillaceae. The transcript has a single exon. Gene Ontology annotation, molecular function: transmembrane transporter activity. The record is from RefSeq and is a predicted model, not a curated record.
CGGAAAGAGCGGGUGUACGGAAGGGCGGCAGAGCGGCAGAGCGGAUGCUGCUACAAUGCAACCGCAGCGGUAUAUAUCCCAGGAGAACGAUUUUGGCAGCUCUAUGUUAGUCUAAAAGCUCCUUGCCUCAUCUGCUCAUUAAAGCCUUUUUUCAAUAUGCAGUCCUUCCUUCAGUACCGACGGCUCCGCGGAGACCUGCAACAAAGCAUCAAGUUGCAUGGCCCGGAUGCCGCUGGGGAUCCUCGCUCACAACCCACUGGGGACAUUUUGGAGGACAUUGAUGACGCUCGGUUUGAAAGACAGCUCAUGUCCAAUGACCCAAGCAUCGUUAUACCUCCUUCAAUUACUCACGCCGCCCGUUCACCUCAAGGAGUGUCCGGGAUUGUAUUGCAUAACGGGCAAAAAGUAACCGUACCCGGCGUCAGCGUCCAAUCUGCAGCCGACAUUGGACAUUCCGAUGAGAAUGCAGUUUUUAUCGUGGGGUUCGAUGGCCCGGACGACCCGUUUAACCCCAAGAAUUGGACUCUAGGGCGAAAGUGGACAACAUUGGGCAUUGUUGGCACAACAGGCUUCCUAGUCGGUUGGGCUUCAUCCAUCGACUCUGCGGUGAUUAAACAGGGAGAGGAAGCAUUCGGGGUCAGCGAGGUGACCGAGUCUCUGGCCACUGCGCUAUAUCUGAUUGCAUUCGGAUUCGGAUCUCUUGUGGCGGCGCCUUUCUCGGAGACCGUGGGACGCAACCCUGUCUACCUAGUGACCCUGUCGGUCCUCAUGAUUUUCAUCAUGGCAUCUGGUCUGUCUCCAAACUUGGGCGCCCAGCUGGCAUUCCGCUUUAUUGCCGGUCUAUUCGGAUGCACGCCAUUGACGACAUUUGGCGGCAGUAUGUCAGACAUCUUCGAUCUUCUAGACCGCACUUAUGCAUUUCCGGUGUGUUGUGCAUUAUCUUUCUUGGGGCCAUUUCUCGCUCCAAUGGUCGGUGCAUUCAUCGGCCAAAGUUCAGCCAUCAGCUGGCGUUGGUCCGAAUGGACAUCCUUGAUCCUUGCUGGGCUGAUCACAAGCUCCAUCUUUCUCUUCGUUCCCGAGACCUAUGGCCCCGUACUUCUACAAUGGAAGGCUCGUCAUCUCCGCGCCAUCACUGGCGACUCUCGUUUCAUGGCUGAGAUGGAGCUGCGCCAAACCACGCUGCCUAUUCGGCUGCUACAUAGCUGCUCCCGCCCUUUCAAACUAUUCUUCGGGGAGGUCAUGGUAGCUCUUUUCACAAUGUACCUGGUCGUCGUAUACAUCGUCCUCUUCGGCUUCCUCACCGGUUACGAGUUCAUCUUCGGUCGCACAUACGGAUUUUCUCAGGAAUCCGUGGGCUUGACAUAUAUCGGCAUGAAUGUGGGUUUCUUGAUUGCUCUCGCCACAAUUCCGCAUGUUUACACGUCGUAUAAAAGACGAUUGCAAGCAGCCAAUGCCAACGGUCAAUCCAGUCUCCCACCCGAAGAGCGACUCUGGUACGCCAUGUAUGGCGCGCCAUGGCUUCCAAUUUCUCUUUUCUGGAUGGGAUGGACUAGUUAUCCGUCUAUAUCGUACUGGUCGCCUCUUAUCGCGUCUGUUGCGUUCGGGUUCUCCGUGCAGGGCAUCUUUAUAUCCAGCUAUCAGUAUCUAAUAGAUACGUAUGAGCUCUUCGCCGCCAGUGCUCUUGUGAGCGCGACAUUCAUGCGAUAUCUAGCCGCGGGGGCAAUGGUCAUUGUGUCGAUUCCGAUGUACACCAACCUGGGUGUCCAUUGGUCGCUUACGCUACUAGGAUGCAUCUCACUGGUGAUGACACCGGUACCAUAUGUCUUCUACAAAUUUGGGCAUGUAGUUCGGCAAAGGAGCAAGACCGCCGCAGCUCCGUAGAUGCCUGGAUGGUGUCGUCUCCAUAAGGGACUGACUGACUGACUGGUUGAGUAGUUCUACUCCCUGGUAUUGGGCUACCAUCGGCAUUGGGAUAGUUCAGGCAGACAUAUGCUUGAUACACACAGACAGUAUAGCAAUCUUACAAGUCUAUUCUUGAUUAGUAC